UAUUGUGUCACGUUUAUUUGAGCUUUUCUGCCCUAUAAAUGCAGUGCCGCUUUUGUUUGUUUGUUUUACAGCAACGAUAUGGAAAUUCAAUUCUAAUUUAGUGUCAUUUAAUACAGUAGAGUUAAUAGAGUACACACACAACGUGAAAUAUUUAAACAGUUGCAGCAGGAACCAUAUUUCAACGACCGGAACUGUGUGCACAUCGGAUGCUCAUUACAUGCUGGGCAUGUCAUGCUGUUGAAAUGGCUGGUAAUGCAUUUUGGUGUUGUGUAAAGAAUUUACACUCUCGUACAAUCUCUGUAGGCCUAUAUGCAGACCGGUUUGUGUUCAGUCCCCUGUCAGUUUGUCAAACGCGAGGAUAUGCUAAGAAAGUUGCUGCCAAAGCAAAGGGGAAAGGGAUGGCCAAAGAAGCAUUUAAAGGCCCAGAAGUAUGUAAAGACCCAGUGCGGCUGACCACGCAUGCUGUUGGAGUUAAUGUGUUCAAGCAAGGAGAAGAUCCUGUCCUGAAGGCGCCGGAGGAAUAUCCAGAAUGGUUGUUUCAGCUCAACUUGGGUGCCCCGAAGAAGAUCUCUGAGAUGGAGCCUGAUAGUCGCGAAUACUGGCGGUUACUGAGGAAAGAGCACAUGUGGCGCUUCAAUAGAUUACACAAAGGCAGAAAAAUGUAGGAGGAUGCACUAGUCCUCUUUGGAUAGAACUCAAAGAACUUUUUGCUUUCUCUUUGUGAGAAAAAGUUAUAAAGAUGUCAUUACAUGAUGAAUGGAUCACCCACACAAACAGCUGGCCGCUGUGUUUUACGUUCAGAGAUCCGUCGAAAGAAUGGUGUUGUGAUUGUCAAAUUGCAUUCUUACAUUAUGUUACAAAUGAUUGAAAUUGGUUAUGGUGUUCCAUGCAACAUGAUUAUUUGGAUAUGCCUGGAACAUGCCCGAGACCUUUAGAUUAGGCUUACGGUGUCCUCUUGAAACAAACAAUCUUAAACAUUAUUUUCAAUCUUCCUUUGUUAUUUACCACUGUGAUGUUUCAUCUGUGUGUGCAGUUUUGUGGAAAAAAAUAAAUAAAGAGGAGUUUGUAGUAUAA
Molecule: messenger RNA, 1074 nt
Organism: Engraulis encrasicolus (European anchovy)
Lineage: Eukaryota; Metazoa; Chordata; Actinopteri; Clupeiformes; Engraulidae
Gene: mrpl54
Product: mitochondrial ribosomal protein L54
Exons: 3
Coding region: 207-665 (152 amino acids)
Cellular component (GO): mitochondrial large ribosomal subunit
Molecular function (GO): structural constituent of ribosome
Source: RefSeq, a predicted model, not a curated record